Endocarpon pusillum Z07020 is the source of this 387-nucleotide messenger RNA. RefSeq lists its product as uncharacterized. The coding region runs from base 1 to 387 and encodes 128 amino acids. Lineage: Eukaryota; Fungi; Ascomycota; Eurotiomycetes; Verrucariales; Verrucariaceae. The transcript has a single exon. The record is from RefSeq and is a predicted model, not a curated record.
AUGCCGCAGCAGGAGGCCAGGAAGCUGCUCUUCCGCGACGGCGUGCUGGUGCAUCGGAGUGAGCCGGAGAUUAAGACGCAUACUUCGUAUCUGGUCUUUGCGGUGUUGCCGGUCGAGUGGUCGGAGCGGGAGGAGGAGGAGGCGAGGGAGAAGUGGGCGGCGGGACGAAGGGAUGGGGAGGCGGAGGUCGGGAUGGGGAAGGGGAAGGCGACUAAGAGUCUGAGGCAGGCUAAGCGCGAGGCGAGGCUGAAGGCGAGGGCGGAGGGAGAGACGAAAGAAAAGGAAGGGGUCAUGCAGGCUGCGAUUGCGGAGCCGGAGGAGGUACCGGCUGAAGGUGGCGGUGGUGCCGUGGGAGAAGAGGAUGACAGUAUGAAUAUAGAAUCCUGA